UGUUGUUUCUUGGGGUACUUAUUUUGCAUGCCGGAACAACCCUGUAGAACAGCAAAGUUAGGUGGUGGUCAAUGUGGUGACAUUUCUAGUCGCACAUUACUAAUAUUACUUUUAUAAUAAGAGUAUUUCUGGGUGAAUAAUGUAACAUGUUUAACGUGUUUGUGUAGCGACACUUGGAUAAAUGUACAUGGAGGUUACAUGGCGCUCGCGUGUCAUUGACAGCCGGAAGUAGGCUAAGUAGCUUUAGCAUAUAUAUGACGUCAUGAAAUGAUGGCGCUCAGCUAACAAGAAUAGGAGAAACAUUGCAGAAACUUCCACAAAGUUAUUCCGUGAUGUUUCAUCUUUUCAAGGGGCUGCCGUCGUGUUUCCCUCCGGCACGUCUGACACUACUAUGGUUCUCACCAGCUGGGCGGAGGGCGCACGUUGUGUCCGGUCACGUCCGCUGUCGACGAGCUCUUCACCGGCUUCACCCCGGAACUACUCUCGCUCCACAAACCACCGCGGGCACGUUCCAGUUCGAACCCCGGUACCUGUUGCAUAGACCUCCAUGGAGGAGCCAGGUCCAUACCUCACCGCCCUUAGGGGCAUUGCCUACCCCACUUCUAUGGAUGGUGCUCAAACCUGUACAGAAGCUCAUGGCCAUGAUACUGGGCAGAAGUUUAAGGAAGUGGUGGGUGGCGCUCCCUGACAACCGCCGCAAUCUUUUCCGCCAGUGGGCUUGGCAGCGGCGAUGGCGGCUGUCGGCGGCAGCGGGCGUAGCGGCGGCGAUUGUGGCCCUCCUCCUCCUGACCCACCUGGACGAGUCGCCGGUGACGGGACGCACUCGCCUCCUUGUGUUCACCAGGGAGAACUACAUGGAGUUGGCGGCCAUCACCUCCACAGCAUACAUGGAGGAGUUUGCUGAGCUCAUGCUUCCUGAGAGCGACGCCCGUCACCAGGUCGUGCAGCAGGUGGUCCAGCACCUGGCUCAGCGGAACAGCGAUCUGGCGGAAAUGUCAGACGUCACCUGGAGCGUCCACGUGGUGCAAAGUCCCAACAUCAAUGCCUUCGUCCUUCCGAAUGGAAAAGUGUUCAUGUUCACCGGAAUGCUCGAAGCUGUGGCAGAUGUUCACCAGCUCACCAUCGUCUUAGGACACGAGAUGGCUCACGCCUUACUGGGACAUGCUGCAGAACAGGCCAGCCUGUCUCAUGUGGUGGACCUCCUAUCUGUGAUCCUGCUGACCGCCAUCUGGGCCGUGUGUCCUCGGGACAGCCUGGCGCUGCUGGGUCAGUGGGCGCAGGACAAACUCACACAGUUGAUGUUCAACCGUCCCUACAGCAGGAAGCUUGAGGCGGAGGCGGAUCAAGUGGGUCUGCAGUUGGCAGCCAAGGCGUGUGCAGAUGUGCGUGCGGGCCCCGUCUUCUGGCAGCAGAUGGAGAUCCGGGACCAGCUGAGCGGAGAACCCAGCCUGCCCGAGUGGCUGUCCACACAUCCGUCUCACAGGAACCGAGUGGCGCAACUGGACCUCCUUGUGCCCCAAGCUCUGGAGGUGAGGGAAACCUGCGUGUGUCCCGCCCUGCCGUCCACCGACCCUCGCGCCGUCUUCUCCAAGAGCGUCCACAGGCUGCUGGAGGACGCCAAAGCUCGAGAAAGAGCAAAUGUCACGGUGACGCCGUCGCACGGGCCCGCUGCCGGGGCGGCUGCAGCAGCUCUGCUCGCCCAAACUCAACCGGCCCCUUCAGCCCGUGAGCCGGCUUCCGCUGACUCAGUGAGUGCAGACGACUGUAUUACUGCUGCUUGAAGACUUCUUUAUGAUGGGAAAAUGUCGUUAAAGCACAGGAAUCCGUAGCCAAAUAUGCCCUGGGAAAGACUGCAUGUUCAGUUCAUAAAUUCUGUAGCACAGCAGAAAACUGUCAAAUUGAGGAUCUUUAAAGGCCUACUGAAAUGAAAUUUACUUAUUUAAACGGGGAUAGCAGGUCCAUUCUAUGUGUCAUACUUGAUCAUUUCGCGAUAUUGCCAUAUUUUUGCUGAAAGGAUUUAGUAGAGAACAUCAACGAUAAAGUUUGCAACUUUUGGUCGCUGAUAAAAAAAAGCCUUGCCUGUACCGGAAGUAGCGUGACGUCACAGGUUGUGGAGCUCCUCACAUCUGCACAUUGUUUACAAUCAUGGCCAUCAGCAGCGAGAGCGAUUCGGACCGAGAAAGCGACGAUUACCCCAUUAAUUUGAGCGAGGAUGAAAGAUUCGUGGAUGAGGAAAGUGAGAGUGAAGGAUUAGAGCAGGGGUGUCAAACUCAUUUUAGCUCAGGGGCCGCAUGGAGAACCAUCUAUUCCUACGUGGGCCGGACUGGUAAAAUCAUGGCAUAAUAACUUUAAAAUACAACUACGGCAACUUCAGAUUGUUUUCUUGGUUUUACUUUGGCCUAAAAUAGAACAAGCACAAUCUGAAAAAAGGACAUAUCACAUAUGAUCCUCUUGACAAAACAAUUCAAGUUAGUUGAAAAAUCUGCGGAAAAAAAUGGUACAGUUUCAAAAACUCCAUGAAGAACACAAUGAAUUUAGACUUAAUCUCAGUGUAUCUACAAAGCAAUUCAACUUUAAGUCACAGCCCAUGUAGGAUUGAACAAAAAACAUAAGAAAGCAUAAAUAAAAACUCCUCUAUGUAUCAACUACCUCAUUUGUCUUUCCACUGUUCACUUUCUUUGAAUUUUCACAGAAGAAACUAAUUUUCACAGAACCAUAUCAAUGUGUCUCAUGCAGCAUUUUAAGUGGGGUUACCAAUUGUUUAUUUUACUCCUGUGUGUUUUACGUUGGGUCAGGGGGGAGGAGUCCCAGCCCCGCUACUGUGUACCUCUUGCUUGGUAUACUUGCUCGCCCCAAUAUAAACAAUUUGCUUGCCUAACAGAAUUGCUAUUGCGACAUCCAGUGGACACAUUUAGAAAAACAGUUUAUUUAAUUUUAAAAUGCAGCUCAAUUUUACACUGACUCAUCUCGCGGGCCGGAUUGAACCUGUUCGAGGGCCUGAUCCGGCCCACGGGCCGCAUGUUUGACAUCCCUGGAUUAGAGGGCAGUGGAAGCGAUUCAGAUAGGGAAGAUGCUUUGAGAGGCGGGUGGGACCUGAUAUUCAGCUGGGAAUGACUAAAACAGUAAAUAAACACAAGAUAUAUAUUUACUCUAUUAGCCACAACACAACCAGGCUUAUAUUUAAUAUGCCACAAAUUAAUCAGCAUAACAAACACGUCCCCCCUCCCGUCCAUAUAACCCCUCCAAUCCAACUCAAACACCCGCACAACACACUCAAUCCCACAGUCCAAAGUACCGUUCACCUCCGUAAAGUUCAUACAGCACAUAUAUUUCCCCAAAGUUACGUACGUGACAUGCACAUAGCGGCACGCACGUACGGGAAAGCGAUCAAAUGUUUGGAAGCCAAAGCUGCGUACUCACGGUAGCGUGUCUGCUAUCCAAGUCAAAGUCCUCCUGGUUGUGUUGCUGCAGCCAGCCGCUAAUACACCGAUCCCACCUACAGCUUUCUUCUUUGCUGUCUUCAUUGUUCAUUAAACAAAUUGCAAAAGAUUCACCAACACAGAUGUCCAGAAUACUGUGGAAUUUUGCGAUGAAAACAGACGACUUAAUAGCUGGCCACAAUGGUGUCCCAAUAUGUCCGCACAAUCCGUGACGUCAUCAUACCGAGACAUUUUCAGCAGGAUAUUUUGCGGGAAAUUUAAAAUUGCACUUUACUGAUCUAACCCGGCCGUAUUGGCAUGUGUUGCAAUGUUAAGAUUUCAUCAUUGAUAUAUAAACUAUCAGACUGCGUGGUCGGUAGUAGUGGCUUUCAGUAGGCCUUUAAUCAGUGUUCUUGCAGUGGGUCCUAAAAAACAACCAAGCAUCCCGGUUGUUUGCUCGGUGGCAGUAAUGCGUCCAUCAGUAGUUUAACAAACUAGCCGGGCACAACUCUGCAGUUAUUGAAGUAUUGUCAAAAUAGCAAAAUUGUCCCUGGCAAGAGACUUAGUGUGCAGCCAUUUUUACUCUCUUAUGCGAUUGCAUUUAGAAACAUAUGUUUAAUGUAUCAGAAAAUCUUCUGGUAAAGUUAAGCCAAUUACGGAUUUGUUGGGUAACAUUUGGUACAUUUUGGUACCAAUGCCAAAAUAUUGGUAUACUUACGUUCAACAGCUUGCGGGAGGAGCGAUCACAUUUGUUAAUUGACUGAUUAGCAAACCAAAGAUGUGCGAUGUCUCGCUCGUACGCUCAUUUCUGCCGUAAAAUCUUGACUGCUGAUGAAAUAUUUUAGUUACGUGUCCUGUUGCUGAGCUCCAGUACUACAAUUUGAGAUUGUGUGUACAAGUAAUAAUACUGCAACAUCUAUAGUGUGCGUGUGAAAGUGAACACAAUGUGAAUAAACACUUGAUUAGGAUUUUGGAGGCUUUACUAAUGUUGUUUUGUUUA
Molecule: messenger RNA, 4419 nt
Organism: Entelurus aequoreus (snake pipefish)
Lineage: Eukaryota; Metazoa; Chordata; Actinopteri; Syngnathiformes; Syngnathidae
Gene: oma1
Product: OMA1 zinc metallopeptidase
Exons: 8
Coding region: 333-1781 (482 amino acids)
Biological process (GO): mitochondrial protein processing; protein quality control for misfolded or incompletely synthesized proteins
Cellular component (GO): mitochondrial inner membrane
Molecular function (GO): metalloendopeptidase activity
Source: RefSeq, a predicted model, not a curated record